UGCCAGACUAGCCUGUUGAAUCAAAGGUUAGUGUACUCAUGCAAAGCUUUUGAAGCGUGACCGGGGUCUGCUGCUGCACACUGUCUAUUUGCCUGAUCUGCUGCCACCAUGAACCUGAAGCUCCUCUUCUUUUGCCUUUUCCUUGCUGUGAUCCUCAUCCCUGCUGAAAUGAAACCUAAAAAGCACAAAAAACAUCACCAUCAUCAUCAUGAGCAUGACCAUGACCAUCACGAAUUGAGAGCUCAUAAGCAUGGAAGACAUGUGAAAAGGAGAGAAAGAUUUGAGGACAUAAUAACAGACCUCUUCUUUGGGAUCUUGGAGGAGGCUGGUGAUGACGACGACGAUGACGACGACCCAAGUGAAUGGCUUUUUGAUCUCCAAGAGCCAGCGGGCCAAUGCAACCCAAAUCCUUGCCAAAACAAUGGAGUCUGUGAGGAGAAAGGAAAGAAAAAAUUCAAAUGUGACUGUCCAAAACCUUACAAAGGAAGGAGAUGCGAGAAAGGUCCAAAACUUUGCAAGAGAGGUAAAUGUGGUCGUGGUGAUUGUGUGCUGACUUCUACUCCUCCAUUCUACGAGUGCAAAUGCAAGCAGCCCUUCCAGCCUCCACAUUGCACAACAUAUACUCUAUGUGAACCUAAUCCAUGUAAGAACGGUGGAGAGUGCGUCAAGGAUGGUAACAACUUUGACUGCGAGUGUCCUUCAGGCUUCAGAGGACGUUUCUGUCAUGUUGGCCCAAAUGAUUGUUAUGAGGAUGAUGGGGAGUCAUAUCGUGGCACUGUGAGUGAGACAGUCGAUGGCGCCGAAUGCCUCUACUGGAACUCCCACUUCAUCCUGGAGAAGGGAACGGAUCCUUUCAACUCCUACGAGAACAGCGACGGUCUUGGCCCUCAUAACUUCUGCAGAAAUCCAGAUGGAGACUUGAUGCCAUGGUGUUUCUUCAGAAGAGGCCGAAAGCUGCUGUGGAACUACUGUGAUGUAACUGAGUGUUCUGAAGUCGCCCCUGCCCCCACUUCUCCUCCAAUGCCUCCAGCUCCUCCUCAGCCCACUCCUCAACCCCAGCCCACAAAGCCUGCCCCAACCCCAAAGCCCACCCAGGCUCCACAACCUAGUCCUAGUGUGUCUUUACCCACUGCCACACCUUCCACGCAAGCAUUCAGCACCUGUGGGAAGCCUCAGCCAAAGAAAGUCAUGACCCGAAUCUUCGGGGGCUUGAAGGUGCCACCGGGGGCCAUACCUUGGCAGGUGUCCCUCCAAGUGAGGCCCAGGCGCUCCUCUCAGUCACACAGGCACAUUUGUGGAGGUGUUCUUAUAGAAAGCUGCUGGGUUCUGACAGCUGGACACUGCAUUGAACCGGGAAAUGACAUGCAGGUGGUUAUGGGGGGGCUGUCUCUGGAUGUUGAUGAGCCCACCGAACAAAUCAUUAACGUUGAAGAGGCUAUUGUGCAUGAGAACUACAGGGAGACUCCAGAAUCAGUUCACAAUGACAUAGCAUUGCUGAGACUGGAAGGCACAGAUGGUGUUUGUGCCAAUGAGACCCAGUUUGUUAAGGCUGCCUGCUUACCUGAGAGCCCACUUGCUGACGGGAUGGAAUGUACCAUUUCUGGAUGGGGGGCGACAGAGGAAUCCGACUAUGGUUCCAACCAUUUGUUGGAUGCAAAUGUUUUGCUGAUCAGCCAGGAGAAAUGCUCUGAAAGCAAGGUUUAUGGCCCUGUUUUGGAUAAUGGCAUGUUCUGUGCUGGCUACCUGCAAGGAGGGGUAGAUUCAUGCCAGGGUGACUCUGGAGGACCACUGACCUGUGAGCAGAACAACAUCCACGUCGUUUAUGGUUUGGUUAGUUGGGGAGAUCAAUGUGGAAAGAAGAAUAAGCCGGGGGUGUAUGCGAGGGUCACUAACUACCUGGAUUGGAUCAAGUCAAAGACUCAAGCAAAAUCUUCAUAAACAGCAACUACUGCACCACUGCUUCUACUAGAGUAUCUUAGAACCCACGUUCAAUCAUGCACUAACCCGAACUCACGAUUCGGUAUUUGUGCAGUUGAUUUUCUUUUUACUUCAAGUCUAAUUUUCAAUCCAAUAGUGUCCUUUUAAGGAUAACAACUGAAAUGGUCUGUACAUUUGCUGAUGAUGUAAUGUGUUUUAUCAGUUACGUAACGGCUCUGAGACAUAAAAAUCCAAGAAACUUG
Molecule: messenger RNA, 2180 nt
Organism: Dunckerocampus dactyliophorus (ringed pipefish)
Lineage: Eukaryota; Metazoa; Chordata; Actinopteri; Syngnathiformes; Syngnathidae
Gene: habp2
Product: hyaluronan binding protein 2
Exons: 13
Coding region: 109-1938 (609 amino acids)
Biological process (GO): proteolysis
Molecular function (GO): serine-type endopeptidase activity
Source: RefSeq, a predicted model, not a curated record